AGGAGGAAAAUCAGAUCUGGUGUGGAGGGAGCAGCUCAAUCCCCAAGGAGCUCAGAUGGUGCGGUGGCUGUACCUGUCGGGGCUGGUGUUCGCCGUGCUCAUCCCGGCCGGAUGGCAGGUGGCUCCCAAGGACUUGCAGGACCUGUCCAGCAGAUGGAAGUUGUUCGGAGCCCAGAACUCCCGGAGCCUCCUGUCCCACAUCAAGCGACACUCAGAGGGGACCUUCACAAGCGACUUCACGCGGUACCUGGACAGGAUGAAGGCCAAGGACUUCGUGCAUUGGCUCAUCAACACAAAGAGGUACAAUUAACAGCAAAUCCAGGCAGCAGCUUUCCAGCCGCGUCCACACGGGAAGGUUGGGCCUCUCCUCACCCGCCGGGAUCGGAGCUCCAGGGGAAGGAUUCACCCAUCACCCACAGCUCCUGGACCCAGCCCACAGGCCCUGGGAGCUCCUCCUGAAAUCUGCCCCCAUGGAUCAGCCGUCCCUCCAGCCUGGAUUUCUCUCUGGCUUCCUUCUCCCCGCAGUUUCCCCUAA
Molecule: messenger RNA, 535 nt
Organism: Vidua chalybeata
Lineage: Eukaryota; Metazoa; Chordata; Aves; Passeriformes; Viduidae
Product: pro-glucagon-like
Exons: 4
Coding region: 56-310 (84 amino acids)
Biological process (GO): negative regulation of apoptotic process; adenylate cyclase-modulating G protein-coupled receptor signaling pathway; positive regulation of insulin secretion involved in cellular response to glucose stimulus
Cellular component (GO): extracellular region
Molecular function (GO): glucagon receptor binding; hormone activity
Source: RefSeq, a predicted model, not a curated record